This is a messenger RNA of Schizosaccharomyces cryophilus OY26, 975 nucleotides long. RefSeq lists its product as uncharacterized. Lineage: Eukaryota; Fungi; Ascomycota; Schizosaccharomycetes; Schizosaccharomycetales; Schizosaccharomycetaceae. Gene Ontology annotation, biological process: DNA integration. Gene Ontology annotation, molecular function: nucleic acid binding. The transcript has a single exon. The record is from RefSeq and is a predicted model, not a curated record. Bases 1 to 789 code for a protein of 262 amino acids.
AUGUUAUUUUCAGGAUAUCAUCCACAAACAAACGGACAAACAGAGCGCGUCAAUCAAAUCUUGGAGUCAUAUCUUCGUUGCUACGUGAACAAACAUUUAACAAAUUGGGUCAAUUAUCUUCUCAAAGCUCAGUUAUGUUAUAACUCUUCACAGCACUCUGCUACAAAAAUAGCUCCAAUUAAUGCUGCUUUUGGUAUUCAAGCUAUAGUUACCGCUUGGGAUACGCAAAUCCUGGAUGAACUAGAUAUUCCUUAUUUACCGGACAGAACAGAAUCCAUCGAUGAAAUACGUGAACGUAAUAGAAAAGCAAAUGAUAAAUACGCAAAGUAUUACAAUCAAAAGACAAUUCCACCUCCGAUUUUCCAACCUAACGAUCAGGUAUUAGUCAAAAAUGGCAAAGUGAGAUUUUUCCAUCAAUCAAGUAAACUUGAACCAACAUUUGUUGGUCCAUUUUCAGUAAAAAGGAAAAUAGGAGAACAUAACUAUGAGUUAAAUUUUCCUAAAACGAUACGAAGACGCUAUCCUGCUAGUUUUCAUGUAUCCGAACUCGAACCUUACAACGCGGACUCAAGCUCAAACAAUUUUACGCAAAACAUCAUUAUUGAUGAAAUUUUAGACGCUGAUAACCUAGAAAAGCCUUCUCUUUACAAUUGUUUAUAUAGAGCGCAAUUUUCAAAAUAUGACUAUCGCUCAGUCACAUGGGUUCCUAGAGACAUCGUUCGAAAAAAAGCAUACUCAAAGCUCAUUGAAUUUACUCGUCGCGCUUCUCCAACAGAAGAACCGCAAUGAAAAUAAGAGUCUUCCAAUUCAAGGAAGUGAAAGACUCUUAGGCAGGGAGGUGUCAUAAUUGGGUCCCUCGUUAGCAUUCAUAAUAUAACAAUCCGUUAUAAGAAUGGAAUAUUAGCUAAUAUCAGUUAAUAUUCAUAAGCUUAAAGAAUUGUGCUUGAUAAUAAGUAAACAAAAAUUUGAAAAUGC